AUGACUAAUUUGUUCAGCUACUUUAGUGGGAUAUCGGCCACAGAGUUGCUUCUUGUCUCUGUGGUCUUUUCUGUGGUUUUCCUAAUCCUCAGAGCCUACACACAGAGGGUUCCUCAUGGUACAAAGCGAUUGCUUGGUCCAUUUCCUCUGCCAAUUAUAGGAAAUCUGCUAUCUCUAAGCAAGAAUCCUCAUCUCAGUCUUACCAAGAUGAGUGAGACUUAUGGAGAUGUGUUUCAAAUCCAGAUAGGCACAAAGCCUGUGUUGGUGCUGAGUGGACUGCAAACACUCCGGCAAGCUUUGCUCAAGCAAGGUGAUGUGUUUAAUGGACGCCCUGACCUCUUUACCUUUCGCCUGAUUGGUGAUGGACAAAGUUUAACAUUUAGCCAAGAUUCUGGUGAGGUAUGGAGAGCUCGUCGCAGAUUGGCACAUAAUGCUCUUAAGACCUUUGCCAUUUCGCCCUCCCUCACAUCUUCUGGUACAUCUCUGGUAGAAGAACACAUAAGUAAAGAAGCAGAAUACCUUGUCAGAAAAUUCCAGCAACUCAUUGAAGAGAAAGGAGAAUUUGACCCCUAUAGGUACAUGGUGGUUUCUGUAGCCAAUGUAAUCUCUGCAAUGUGUUUUGGAAAACGCUACAACCAUGAUGACCAAAGCUUCCUUGACUUGGUCAACCUGACUGAUGAGUUUGGAGCAGCAGCUGCAUCAGGAAAUCCUGCAGAUUUUAUCCCUAUCCUUCAAUAUCUUCCAAGCCGGACCAUGAAGAACUUUAUAGAAAUCAACAAAAAGUUUACAAGCUUCAUCCAGAAGAUUGUCCAGGAGCAUUACAGAUCAUAUGAUAAGAAUGCUGUUCGAGACAUUACUGAUUCUCUAAUUCAGCACUCUCAAGAGAAGAAAGUAGAUGAAAACUCCAACGUGCAGCUACCAGAGAAGAAAAUUAUUAACAUUGUGAAUGACCUUUUUGGGGCUGGAUUCGAUACUGUAACUACUGCCUUGUCAUGGUCUCUAAUGUAUCUUGUGGCUAAUCCCAAAAUACAAGACAAAUUACAGAAUGAAUUGGAUCAGGUCAUCGGCAGAGAACGGAGACCGAAAUUAUCAGACAGAUCUCAGCUGCCUUAUACAGAUGCUUUCAUCCUGGAGAUGUUCCGUCAUUCAUCCUUCCUUCCCUUUACAAUUCCACACUGUACCACCGCUGACACUGUGCUCAAUGGAUACUUCAUACCCAAGGGUAUAUGUGUGAUGAUCAACCAGUGGCAAGUGAAUCAUGAUCCGAAACUGUGGAAAGACCCAUUUAACUUCAGACCAGAACGCUUCCUACAUGAGGACGGCUUAUCAAUAAACAAAAUUGAGAUGGAGAAAGUCCUGACUUUUGGCUUGGGCAAGAGAAGAUGCCUUGGUGAAGCCAUUGGCAGAACUGAAGUUUUCCUCUUCCUCACCACCCUGUUCCACCAGUUGCAAUUUUCAAUACAAGAUGUUGAGAAGCUGGAUAUGUCCCCUCUGUAUGGACUCACCAUGAAACACAAACGGCACCUUGUGACUGCCAGACUGCGCUUUCCUAUGAUGGCUACUCAGUAGAACUCUAACAUGAGCAAAUCAUCUUCCAUGCAAUAUUUAGGACUACAU
Messenger RNA from Nanorana parkeri, 1617 nucleotides. RefSeq names its product cytochrome P450 1A5-like. The transcript has 6 exons. Gene Ontology annotation, biological process: hormone biosynthetic process; progesterone metabolic process. Gene Ontology annotation, molecular function: heme binding; steroid 17-alpha-monooxygenase activity; oxidoreductase activity, acting on paired donors, with incorporation or reduction of molecular oxygen, reduced flavin or flavoprotein as one donor, and incorporation of one atom of oxygen. The record is from RefSeq and is a predicted model, not a curated record. Lineage: Eukaryota; Metazoa; Chordata; Amphibia; Anura; Dicroglossidae. Bases 1 to 1569 code for a protein of 522 amino acids.